Molecule: messenger RNA, 1570 nt
Organism: Suillus subalutaceus
Lineage: Eukaryota; Fungi; Basidiomycota; Agaricomycetes; Boletales; Suillaceae
Exons: 3
Coding region: 164-1570 (468 amino acids)
Source: RefSeq, a predicted model, not a curated record
GACUGUGGUCCCGAAGAUCCUGAUGGUUCUAUCUGCUCGUGUAACUUGAUGCUGCACAGGCGCACAGUCUCAUUGAACGAAGCAGUGAUGUAGGAAGUGUGACCAAUGCAAGGUUGACCGAUCUAGGUCGAUAAUCUGUGGUGCAAAUCUCCAGUCAGCCUCCAUGUCCGAGGACAAUCAGGUCAGCCGAUCGUUAUGCUACUUACCUCCUCAGCUGUACUUCCUGCUCAAGUCAAAACUAUAUUUCUACCAUACCCGCCACUGUGAAGCGUACUUCCACAACCGCCCUCGCCUGUCUUUCAUCUAUCUUAAGUUAUACACGGCGAGAAUGCCUUCGGACACUUACUAUCCACCCAGCGAUCUUAUCAAUAUUGACCACCUUCCAAUCAUUCGCAAUCACCUUUGCAUCUCGCUGUCUAAUCCAACUCUUGUGACAACGGAGCUCUUAACCUUACGCCAGGUGGCCCAUCAACGCAAGCAGAAGGAAGCUGUGAACUCGAACUAUCAACUUGGCACGAAUGCGAUGCGAUUCCUCACAAAGAUCAGAUCAUUCUGCACUAUUUCGUUUGGGAAGCACGGAUCCCUCUCUGCGAAUGGUGCCCCGCCAGCUUGUAUUUCGCUGUCCGACUUGACUCUUGGAACAUCUGAGGUCUUUUCCUUACCCCAGGUGGCCCGCCAAUGUAAGCAGGAGGCUAUGAACUCGAACUACCGACCUGGCGAGACUGCGAUGCGAUACCUCACGAAAAUCUGCACAAUUGCGUGCAGGAAACCUGGAUUCCCCCCGCCGAACUGUGUCCAACCGUCGUACAACUUUCUGUCUGAUGCCCCGGAGACUAUCAUAAUCAUCCAUUCUGUUAGUUCGUUGGCAACGACAGAUGCGGACGACACCUUCGUCACUGCGGACGAGUACAUCCACGUCCCCAAUCUCGCACCCUUAGCAAGUGAAGUUGUCAGAGAAGAACUGUACAUCCGCGGUUAUCUCAAACGACCUGAUAAGGACAGUCGGUUUCUCCGCCAGCCACGGUGUAUUGUCAUUCCACGGCUACUCCAGGUACUCCAUGACCGCUGGCCGAAGCAAGUCGCAGCUAUCCCCGUAUCCCCCAAGAGCCCUCAACACCUAUCUCCACAGGCUAUUGGCCGGCGUGGGGGACUGACUGUUGCAAAAGCGCUCAAGUCUGCCAAUAUUGAGGAGAAUCCUCUUACGCCCAUUUUGACGAGAUCAUCUCCUAGUGAUCAGUCGAUCUACUGGUCUUGCAAGUCGCCACAGACGGCCCUCAAUUCAUCUCCAUCUCCUUUGGCCCAAGAAACCUCUAUGUCGACUACCCAGUUUUGUGAUUUCUGUGAACACUCGUACAUCACGUUGCAUACUACACCGCCCUCGUCACCGGAGCUCGCGGGCCUGAGUGAGAAGGACGUUCUGGAUACGACGAGCCCCUUCUCUGAAGCGGCUCUGUGGUCCUUGGCGCCCCGAGUUGCGUUGAUGAAGGCGAAGCAUUCGUCUAUGGAGGUGGAUGCGAGGAGUUUUCAAAGGUUGCGGUAUGGGGAAGUCUGCCACCACAUUCUUGUCUGA